AACCCUGUAAUAACUGUAAAUUUAUAUUUGUACGCAUUAAAUAGAAAAAGCACUUGUUGAAUAUAAAAAUCUUCUGUAAAGAUUAUCUUUGAUUUUAGUCGUAAAAAUGUUUGUAAAAAUCAAAUUGGAGGAUGCUGGCAAUUCAAAAAAUCCUCUUAUAUUGAGCAUAGAGGAUAAUGCAACAAUUUUUGAUUUGAAAACGAAUUUGGAAUCAUUCGUGGACAUACCGGCAGAUCAACAGGAAAUACAGAGAAUGGACCGCAUAUUGGACAAUUUUGAUGAGCUAACCAAGGUGGUUAAUAAAGAAAUUGACGGCGAUAAAAUCAAUGGAGCUGCAAUUUCUUUAUAUACCAACAAGAAAUUUUUCUGCUUUUUGCAAUUCUACAAUAAAAAUGAAAGCGACAAUCAGAGCAACUUCUUCAGUCAACCAUCAAAUGCAAAAAAAUUGCCAAUUGAUCAAUUGCCUCAAUAUAUUGAACACCUCGACUCGGAGACUUCGUGGCAUUCUUCAUCAUCAUCCGAGUCCGAUUCGACGGAUCAGAGCAGUAAUAGCAGCGAUUUAAGCGAGGAUUCGCGGAGUCCUAAGCGCAAGUCAAAUUUUAAACCGAACUCUCCGACAAAGAGAUUACGCCAUUCCACGGAUGAUAUCGACAAACGGAGUGAGCGAACAUCAACUGCUUUGACACCGAUAAGACAGGCAACGCCUAUUCAGGAGGUUUCGAUGGUGCAAAUACCUGAAUCUACACCUGCACAAUCAGCAGCAACAGGUGUCUCUCUCAUGCCUGCUGAUCAGGGGACAAAAAACAUUGUGGUUGUCGAAGUGGCACCACAGGCAACUGUUCCAUUUACAAAUAUUGUGGGAAAGACUUCCACGUUGGAAUCAAGUCACAAUCUGAAAGAGAUGCCGGCAGCUCCUUUGAAACCGGUGCAGACUUCCACGUUGGAAUCAAGUGACAAUCCAAAGGUGAACACGACAGCUCCUUAUGUUGCUAAGAAACCGGUGGGGACUUCCACGUUGGAAUCAACUGUCAAUGUAAAGGAGAAGACGACAACUCCCUACCAUGCCAUGAAACCGGUGCAGACUUCCACACUGGAAUCAAGUGACAAACCAAAAGAGAAGACGGCAGCUCCUUAUGUUGCUAUGAAACCAGAACAGCGUAGAUAUGCAGUUGUUAUCAACAAAGGCAUCGAUGAGCAACAGCCGGAUUAUGGUCGCCUAAUGAAGCAUUUUUAUGGACUAUUUGAAUCGUCCAGAAGCUGCGGGCAGCUCAACUUUAGCGAAUCUCUCUCAAUUACUGCGCACGAUGACCAGCUGUGGGUGCUGUGUGAGGAUUAUGAGACCUGUGAGUGGAUUGCCAACGGUGCACGCAUCCUGAACUCCUACAAAUGCUGUAGUUUCAUCAAAUAUUUCGGACUUUCGAAAUGCCGUGUGGUGCUGCCACAGGUGGUUGAUGGAAAGGAACUAUCAAAUAUAUUUCAGCUACUUGAGUUGCAGAACUUAGGACUGUGCACAAAUAAAUGGUGUGUUGUGGAACGAUCCCUUCUCGAUCCAAACUCUGAGGAUUAUGACUCCCAAGCCAUGACCACCUUGUGCAAAAAUGAAAUACUAACUCUGUAUGUGGAUCAGGAGAGCAAGUGGUUUAUACAGGAACAGGAUUUUAAGCUCAAGUAUUGUUUCUGGAAGCUGACAUUCCAGUUCUAAAGCAGGGGAAUUAAAUUUAAUUAAGUUAUUCCAAA
Drosophila innubila is the source of this 1737-nucleotide messenger RNA. RefSeq lists its product as uncharacterized. NCBI's taxonomy places the organism in Eukaryota, Metazoa, Arthropoda, Insecta, Diptera, Drosophilidae. The transcript is spliced from 3 exons. Bases 107 to 1702 code for a protein of 531 amino acids. The record is from RefSeq and is a predicted model, not a curated record.